This is a messenger RNA of Eleginops maclovinus (Patagonian blennie), 2414 nucleotides long. Its product is annotated as CCR4-NOT transcription complex subunit 2-like. Gene Ontology annotation, biological process: regulation of DNA-templated transcription; regulation of stem cell population maintenance; nuclear-transcribed mRNA poly(A) tail shortening. The transcript has 15 exons. The record is from RefSeq and is a predicted model, not a curated record. Bases 126 to 1841 code for a protein of 571 amino acids. Gene Ontology annotation, cellular component: CCR4-NOT core complex; P-body. Lineage: Eukaryota; Metazoa; Chordata; Actinopteri; Perciformes; Eleginopidae.
GGAAUGGUAAGGUAAGUGAUGGGGAUCUGAGGCUUCCCAGCAUUCUCCUCGCUGAUUGGCGAAGAGAUGUCGGCCAUCUUGGAUAGUAGCGGGGAAGACAGAUUGAUGAAGCGGUGACACGCGGUAUGUUUGGUGCUAACCGGAAGAAGUUUAUGGAGGGAGGGAUAGAGAGCGACUACGCGGACGACUCCAGCCUCUAUUACACCCAGCAGUCCAUGUUCCCUCCUCACCGCCCUGACAAAGACAUGCUGACGUCUUCCUCUGCUUCCUCAACGGGUCAACUGUCACAGCUAGGAGCCAGCUUAUAUGGCCCGCAGAGUGCUCUGGGGUUUCCCAUGCGUGGAAUGAACAGCAGUGCAGCGCCGCAGUUAAGUCGAAGUGGAUUAAACCAACCAGGCAGCCAACUCCCGAGCCACGGCAGCACACCGAACACCGGCACGAUGCACACACCCCCCUCACCCAGCAGGGGGAUUCUGCCGAUGAACACCCGGAGUGUUCUGAACCACAGCCAGCAGGUCGGGGGUCCCACGGCGCAGUCGGGAGGGAUGGGGGGUGUAGGUGUGGAGAGGGGGGGAGGAGGAAGGAGCAGCAGCAUGGGGAGUCCCAGCCGGUCGUCACCGAGCAUCAUCGGGAUGCCCAAACAGCAGCAAGCACGGCAGCCCUUCACCAUAAACAGUAUGUCGGGGUUUGGUGUGAACAGGAAUCCAGGCUACAACAUGAACAACUCCCUAUCCAACAACAUCUUCAACGGCACAGACGGCAGUGAGAAUGUGACGGGGUUGGAUCUGUCGGACUUCCCUGCGUUAGCGGAUCGGAGUCGGAGGGACGGAGGCUCAAAUCCCACACCGCUACUCAACCCGCUGGCUGGUCGGGCUCCAUACGUCGUUGCGUCGCUAACCACGCUAUCCUCCAUGUUUCCAGUUGGCAUGGUAACGAAGCCGUCCAAUGAGCAGUCUCAGGAUUUUUCGAUUCACAACGAAGAUUUCCCGGCUCUCCCCGGGCCCAACUACCAAUCAAAAGACCCCAGCAGCACCAGCGAAGACAGCAAAACGCGCUCUCACGUCCUGACUCGUCCCAUUUUUUCGGACUGUUUUUUCCCUCCGUUUUUGUCCAAUCAGAAUCUGAACUCGUCGGGAAAGCCCGCCUCCAACUCAGACGGUCCAAAGUUCCCUGGAGACAAGAGCUCCGCGCCUAGCAACAACAACCAGCAGAAGAAAGGGAUUCAGGUGCUUCCUGAUGGGCGGGUGACCAACAUCCCGAUCGGCAUGGUAACGGAUCAGUUUGGGAUGAUCGGCCUGCUGACGUUCAUCCGGGCGGCAGAGACCGACCCCGGCAUGGUGCACCUUGCUCUGGGCUCCGACCUCACAACGCUGGGCCUCAACCUCAACUCCCCGGAGAAUCUUUAUCCUAAGUUCGCGUCUCCCUGGGCGUCGGCUCCGUGUCGACCGCAGGACAUAGACUUCCACGUCCCCUCAGAGUAUUUAACCAACAUCCACAUAAGGGACAAGUUAGCAGCUAUCAAGUUGUCGCGGUAUGGAGAAGAUCUGCUGUUUUACCUCUACUACAUGAACGGAGGAGACCUACUACAACUCCUGGCUGCAGUAGAACUGUUUAACAGGGACUGGCGGUACCAUAAAGAGGAGCGGGUUUGGAUCACUCGGGCCCCGGGGAUGGAGCCCACGCUGAAGACCAACGCCUACGAGAGAGGGACCUACUACUUCUUCGACUGCCUCAACUGGAGGAAGGUGGCCAAGGAGUUUCAUCUGGAGUAUGACAAACUAGAAGAGCGGCCUCACGUUCCCUCCACAUUCAACUACAAUCCCGCCCAGCAGGCCUUCUGAUUGGCUCUACCUCCUCCUGCCUGCCUGCCAUUGGUCCUCCUGGCUGUCAAUCAUCACCUCCUAGCCCUGCCCCCUUUAGGUUUCUCCACCUGCACACACUCACAGUGAAUCUGGCCAGGAGAGGACGUCCAGCUCUCUCUAAACACUGAUAGACUUUAUGAUUUUAACUUUUGUUUGUUCCUUACCUCAUUCUCUGUUUACUUUUUAUUUUAUUUCCCAACCCCCCCUCCAUGUGGACUUAACGCCAGCACAGUACAACACACACACACACACACACACACACUGUAAAUAACUGUCCAUCUGAUCCUGUGAUUCCUCUUAAAAAAUUGACUAUUUUUGUCUAGAGAAGCUUUUAAAAAACGGAUUUUAAACAAUAAAAUCACCUGUCAGGUGGAUAAUUAUUUCACACACUGUGUCACAGCUCUCUGAUCUUUGGCAGGAACAAUAUCUCUUUAUUUUUACCAGGUUUAUUCAGCAGCAUUACACACACACACAUCAGCAGACAGCGGAGAGUCAGGAGAGGAAAUGCAAUGUACAUUGUAGCACUAUUUCAUAAUAAAAGAAGAAAAAAUA